Messenger RNA from Ostreococcus tauri, 276 nucleotides. RefSeq names its product unnamed product. The record is from RefSeq and is a predicted model, not a curated record. Lineage: Eukaryota; Viridiplantae; Chlorophyta; Mamiellophyceae; Mamiellales; Bathycoccaceae. Bases 1 to 276 code for a protein of 91 amino acids. The transcript has a single exon.
AUGUCGCUCACGGGCGCGAGCGGGGCGACGGCGGCGACGGGUGGAAUCACGAGCGCGCUCGGCGCGGGGGCGACCGCGGUGGGCGAGAGCGUGAGCGCGCUCGGAUCGUACACGAUCGCGAUCGGCUCGUACACGAUGGCGGUCCCGGUGGUGGCGAUCGCGGCCGUGGGUGUGGUCCUGGCGGGAAUGGCGAGCUGGGUCCUGGCGCGGCGAGCGCGGGGGGGGGAGGAGGCGCAGCGAUUGCUCGGCGGUUCGUACGGGAGCGAUUUGGUGUGA